CAAUGAACGUACUCUUUAGUCUCUUGUUUGUUUGUUUGGUUGCAGUCAGCCACGCUGAGGAUCCCUACAUCGUCGGUGGAACUAAUGCUUUAGAUGGAGCUCAUCCUUAUAUGGUGUCUCUGAGACGAAAUAACGUCAGUCAUUUUUGUGGCGGAUCCAUUAUCUCGAAACGUUAUAUUCUCACCGCGGGUCACUGUCUUAUCCAAUUUACUGAUUCAAAAAGUCUCAAAAACGUAACAGUUCAUGCUGGCACGAAUCGUUUAAAUGAAUCCGGUUAUGUUUACAUUCCUGAAGAAGCCAUUGUCCAUCCUGAUUAUGAACCUGAUUUAAUAUUCAACGAUAUUGGUUUGCUCCGCCUGAAAACGGAUAUACAAUACAAUAAAUUGGUGCAACCAAUCUCUAUCGCCAAGACGAAUUCUGUUUUGGUUGGCGACGCUUGCUUCUUGACAGGAUGGGGAACACUCACGUAUUUAGGUGAACUUCCUGAUAAGCUUCAAAAACUUAAUCUAAAAGUUUACUCACAAUCAAAAUGCAAAAGUUUAUUCUUGACUGUGAGGUCCAGUCAAAUUUGCGCAUUUUCACAAAUUGGAGAAGGAGCGUGUCAUGGUGAUUCUGGUAGUCCUCUCGUCGCCAACGGUAUUCAAAUCGGCCUUUCCUCGUAUGUUCGACCAUGUGCUAGAGGAUUUCCGGAUGUGUACACUAGGGUAUUCUCUUUUGCGAAUUGGCUUGCCCAGUACAUUAGUGUUUAA
Trachymyrmex cornetzi is the source of this 749-nucleotide messenger RNA. RefSeq names its product chymotrypsin-2. Gene Ontology annotation, molecular function: serine-type endopeptidase activity. Lineage: Eukaryota; Metazoa; Arthropoda; Insecta; Hymenoptera; Formicidae. The coding region runs from base 3 to 749 and encodes 248 amino acids. The transcript has 5 exons. Gene Ontology annotation, biological process: proteolysis. The record is from RefSeq and is a predicted model, not a curated record.